AUGGCCGGCGAGCCUGGCGGUUUCGAGGGUGCGGUUCCCAGCGCAAGUGGCGCGGCGUACAGCGUGCAGUGGGCUCUCGGUCCUUGCUCUCAGCCGUCCAUGCUGCCUGCUGGCUGGACGGCGUAUUUCUUCCCGCUCUCGCUGCUUCCCUCCAUCUAUGGCUUCCUGGUGAUCCAGCUGGUGGCGACGGCUGCAGUGCAAGCAGCAUGUGAGCUGCUGGGAUUCAACCUUGGAUACUCCAAAUUCGCCUCCACUGCGAAAUGGAAGUCAAUUCAGAUACCCUCUCGCGUUGGCCUUCUCCUCUUCUACCUCCCAGCAGCGCUCAUCGCUGCUCUCUUCCUUUCAGCCGCCCUGGGACUCUCGCCCGCCCUCCACCUCCUCCGCGCCACACACAUGCUCCCUCACUCUCCCUCUCCGCUCCCACCAACCGCUGCCUCUUGGAUGGGUGCUGGUGCUGCUGGGACUGGGAAGCCCGGGUGGGAGGGACAGAUGGGUGUGUGGGAGCAGCUAGUAGCAACGGUUACCAGUGAACAGUGGCGCCUGGUGCUGGUCUGUGCGGCCUGCCUGGUGCACUAUUCCAAGCGAUGCCUGGAAACUCUCUUCCUGCAUCGCUUCUCAGGCACCACUUGCCUAGUUACAACAGUGUUCAUCAUGCUUGGAUACUGCAUGCUUGCCUACGUCCUCCUUUCCUCCCAGUGGCUUACCGCUGCUGCUGCUACUCUCCCAUCCCGUGCCACCACUGCUGCUGCAACUGCUGCUGCUGCCGCCACCGUCACUGCUGCUGCUUCUACGGCUGCUGCUGGUGCCAGUGCGGUUGCUCCCUGCAGUGCUGUACCUGCUGUGAAUCUCAUGCCCCUGGGCCUGCUACUCUUCCUUGUUGGGAUGGCUGGGAACUUUUACCAUCACUGGUUGCUCACUCGGCUGCGCUCAGAUGGCAGUCACGAGUACCGCGUCCCUCAUGGUGGCCUUUUUCACUGGGUGACCUGCCCGCACUACCUCUUUGAAUGCAUCGACUUCCUGGGGGUUGCCUUCAUGUCUCAGUGCACAGAGCUGUAUGUCUCGAGCGCAGCUCCGCCACGCGCGGAUGGCGGGGGAGCAGCCGCGGCUGAAGAGGAUGGCGGGGGAGCAGUCCCGGGGGAGUUGCCUGGAAGAGGGGAGCGAGCCAUAGGGGCAGAAAUCGUGGGAGGAAAGAUUCUGGGGUCGGAGAGCGGACUAGACAUGGGAGAGUCGGUGCACUGGGAUCGUCCCUUCAUCUACCGCAUCCCCAUUCAACCCACCCCCUGCCACCGCUGCUGCCCCUCCUCGCCGCAUUCCUGUUUUUCCUCCCUCUCCUCCACCACCCCAUCCUCCACAUCCCAACAAACCCCUCCCCCCUCGUCCAGCCUGACUAAUCGACCUUCCAGCCUCGAAAGGGAGAUCACCAUAUGGCACCGAGUGGCAGGGCGAGUGCGGCUCACUGAGAUGGCAGCUGCGACCAGAGCAGGCAUUGACACCACCGGGCUGCUGGGCAUGUGGCCAUCAGAAGAAGCCAUGGCGUGCUACCUCAUUGCACAUGCACACAGAUUCAG
This is a messenger RNA of Closterium sp. Naga37s-1, 1568 nucleotides long. NCBI's taxonomy places the organism in Eukaryota, Viridiplantae, Streptophyta, Zygnematophyceae, Desmidiales, Closteriaceae. The record is from the annotation of a GenBank genome assembly.